Durusdinium trenchii is the source of this 2100-nucleotide messenger RNA. The record is from the annotation of a GenBank genome assembly. NCBI's taxonomy places the organism in Eukaryota, Dinophyceae, Suessiales, Symbiodiniaceae.
AUGGUUUCGAGGGAGACCUCAGGAUACCAACGCCCCAGCCGGGGCACGUCAAGCACAUCUGUGCGAAAGCAGAGAAGAGCAGAGCCGGAGAGCUUCUGCAGCAUCGAUGCAGGACAGGCUGACAAGUUGCCCAGACCGUGCAUGGGCAUAGAUGCAGAGGCGGUGUACGGCGCCAUUGAAGAGGAAGGGCCUGUGGAUUUCUCGCCCACAAGUCCUAGCAAGACCCCCACGAGUCCCACGAGCCCGGAGCGCAGUGUGGCACGGGAGCAAAAUGCCGCGCGGCAGUUUCUUUGGACCAGCCUAGAUGCAGUUAUGUUGCGGCCAGCAGAAACGGCCAGCAACUUGCCGGUUCCUUUGGCAGCUGUCCUCACGCCCUUUGCGGACACGGCAGAUUUUACUUCCUUGCCUCUCUCUGACAUCGGUUCUGACGAGCCUUUGAGAUGCCCGCGAUGUAGGUGCUAUGCAAAUCCACAUUUCAAGUGGAGUGCCAGGGAAAAUCGAAAGUUCACCUGCAACAUGUGCAGCCAUAGCCUGGAUGUUCCUCAGAAGUUCUUAGAGGAUAUGGAGCGCAAUGGCCAGUGCGCGGAUGCAGACACGCAUCCGGAGCUGGUCUAUGGAUCAGUGGACUUCACAGCCGGGGCAUUGAUUGAGCCAGACCUGCCCGGGCCCUUCGUUCCCUCGGUGUGCUUUGCCAUCGAGACCUCACCGGAUGCGAUCUCCAGUGGCUUUACCAAGGCAGCCUUGGAAGCCUUGGAGAAGGCCUUGCAGGCACCGCACACUUUGGAAAGGGAUGUGUACCUUGUCACAUUUGACGAAGCCGUGACCUUCUACGUGCCGAUCAGUCAUGGACGCUUCCGAGCAGUUGUCAUGCCCGAUAUGGAAGAACCGUUUGUUCCGGUUAGUCCGGAAUCACUCGGAGUUCAUGUGGCAGACCCAGACGGGAAGGAGAUGUUCUUGGAGCUUCUCUCCACACUGCAAGAGGAAUUCACCGACGAGGCAUCUCCUCAGUGCGGCUACGGUGGAGAGGAGAGCCCAGAUCCAUUUCACCUGGGCGAAUGCCAAGAUCUCACCAGCUCCACUGUCUUGCGCACUGGUGUGCAGACCUUGGCUGCCUUGGGUGGUGGAGAUUUGGUCCUUUUCCAGGUGUCAGUGCCAUCAACCUGGGGACCAGAGGAGGCGCCGGAAGACGACGACGUGCUGUCUCCGAAGGGUCCAUCUUCCUCGCCGAAGACACCCAAGACGCCCAAGACACCCAUCAACAUCACACCACUGAAGAAGCGAAAGAGAAGCUUCCUCGAAGAGAUGCAUCGAAGUUGCUGUCGCACAGGCGUGGCAGUGUCGGCGGUCACUGCAACAAGUGAUGGAGAUGUCUCAAGGUUGCAUUGGCUUCCAUGGCGAACUGGCGGUGAUGUGCUACACAUGCCGAGCUUCACUCCGACGGCCACUCAGAGCAUGUCCAGUCACUUGCAGCAUUGGCUGCAAAAGAUGCAAGCCAGUGCAUACAACUGCGUUGUGAAACUCCGAUGCAGCAAAGGUCUCAGUUGCAAGGCUUUGUUGGCACCAUGGCCAGCAGCUGCCUCCUCUGAAGACCAAAGCGCUUUCGAGGUGCCACGCUUGUCUCCAGAUAUGUCAGUGACCUUCUCUUUGCUCCCAGAGGUUGAGCCAGAUAGCGAUGAGGACUACCCACGAAGUCGAGAUCGAAAAACUCUGGCUGUACAAGCAGCUAUCCUCUACACCAACUGCAAAGGUGAGAGGCUACUGAGGACACACACACGAAGCCUGACCGUAAUCAGUUCUGCAAGGCAAAUUUUUGGCAGCAUCAACAUUGCGCCACUCAUGGCUUUUCUGCUGAAGCAGGCAGCCAUGAUUGCCUUGGAUCCUGCGCAGAAUGCGAAGUUACCAAGGGACAUGCUGCUUGAGAGUUGUUUGCAGAUUCUCGCUUCAUUCCGCCGCCGGUGCUUGGACUACAACAGUGCCAAAAAGGCCAUGGUGCAGCUCUCAGGAAGUGCUCAAGCAGAAGCUGGAUCCUUUCAAAUGUCUGAAAUUGGUUUCUUGAAUAUGAUGAAUGACGUCUAUUUCCGGGGUAGAGAGGAGAAUUAG